Messenger RNA from Cololabis saira (Pacific saury), 3041 nucleotides. It is a transcript of the gene fa2h, whose product is annotated as fatty acid 2-hydroxylase. Gene Ontology annotation, cellular component: endoplasmic reticulum; membrane. NCBI's taxonomy places the organism in Eukaryota, Metazoa, Chordata, Actinopteri, Beloniformes, Belonidae. The transcript has 7 exons. The record is from RefSeq and is a predicted model, not a curated record. Gene Ontology annotation, molecular function: fatty acid 2-hydroxylase activity; iron ion binding; heme binding. Bases 107 to 1273 code for a protein of 388 amino acids. Gene Ontology annotation, biological process: lipid biosynthetic process; fatty acid metabolic process.
GAAUCGAUCGGUCGUCUGGAGCCAACAGUAGUGAACUAGAGAAGUCACUUCAUCCCCGUCGACAGGAGGAGGUGCGUGUGCGCUCCUCUCCUCUCUCAGCUUCAGCAUGGACCCCGCGACCUCCAGGAUGUCCGCGUCCCCCCGGGGCCUCUCGGAGAGGGAGGUGGCCCUGCACUGCACCCGGGAGUCCUGCUGGGUGCUGCUGGGCUCCAGGGUGUACGACGUGACCGGCUUCCUGCGGAUGCACCCGGGCGGGGAGGCGCUGAUCCGCGGCCGCGCCGGCAGGGACGUGUCCGCGGAGAUGGAGGGGCCGCCGCACCGGCACUCCGAGAACGCGCGGCGCUGGAUGGAGCAGUACUACAUCGGGGAUCUGGACAGGGACAGCGGAGCCGGAGAGCCACAGACUCUGAGAGAGAGGAGGAAGACCGGUGAGCCGGCAGAUGGACAGACGGCAGAAAGGACGACAAAGAAUAAGGUGGAAGACGAGGACGUUAGCUCGCCGUACAGCCGCUGCAACUCAGUGGACCUGGACAAGGAUUUGGUGGACUGGCGGAAGCCCCUGGCUUGGCAGGUGGGUCAUCUGGGAGAAAAAUACGAUGCGUGGGUUCAUCAGCCAGUCGACAGACCUAUCAGACUGUUUGGAAACCCCUUCAUGGAAGCCAGCACCAAAACUUCCUGGUACUGGGUUCUGGUGGUGUGGCUUCCUGUUGUCUUUUACUUCUGCUGGUAUUGCUACACCACUCUGGCCAAGGGCACCACAAGGAUUGUACUUUUUGCAGAUCUCUCCGUCCCGAUUCACAAGUACAUGUUCCCGGUGUUCUUCAUGCUGGGCUGGAUCUUGUGGUCGUUCAUCGAGUACUGCAUCCACCGUUUUGUCUUCCACAUGAAACCGCCAGCUCAUAACUACUACCUCAUCAUGCUGCACUUCCUCCUGCAUGGACAGCACCACAAGUCUCCAUUCGAUGGCUCUCGCCUGGUCUUCCCUCCUGGCAUCGCCGCCAUAGUGGUGGGCGUCUUCUACGCUGUCCUCAGAAACAUGCUCCCAGAGAUUCUGGCGGCAUCCGUGUUUGCCGGAGGGCUGUGCGGCUACGUGGUGUACGACAUGAUCCACUACUACCUUCACUACGGCUCGCCGAAGAAAGGCUCGUACCUGUACGGGCUGAAGGCCUACCACGUCAAACACCACUUUGAGCACCAGAGAUCAGGCUUUGGGAUCACCAGCACAUUCUGGGACCACCCCUUCAACACGGUCAUCCCUGAUGAGAAAUUUUAACGCAGAAGCCGCUCACCUGAAGGACGAUGGGACUUUUCAGCAACCAGCCCCAAUGUUUUUACCACUUCGGCUCCUCCUCUGUUUCUCUCUUUUAUUUUUCCAGCUCUGCUGCUGCAUUUUCCACCGACAAAUGGGAUAGUGUGGGAGCUAAUCUAUCAAUAUUCAGUGUAACAAAUUAACCAGGAGCACAAUAGCCUCUUCAGCUCAGUCAAAUGAGUAUGUUGACCAGCCUGCAUCAUUUCCUCAUUUCCACACAGCUGCAAGGCCAUUUAGGGUCAUCGUUUAAAGAGCAAACUGAUGCUUCACCUCACUGGGCCCCACAGCCAAACCCUUCACCUGACCUCCAGUCACACACCUGCAGUUAGCAGGCGGGCCAGGGAAAGGGCACAUUCAUGAGCAAACGUUUUGUGUUUUCGUUGUUUUAAGGAAAUGAUAUGACUCGGCUACAGUUGUAGUCGCCUGUGAAGCGCAACUAAAAUACCCAGAAAUAAUGUUUGAUAAACAUUCUAACACAGUCACAUACUGUAAAUUCAUGUGCAUCAAUGCAAAAGCACACCAUCAGAGAGGGGAAAGGAAGUGACAGAUGGCAGGUGAACGUGGAGAAUGGAGGGAGGAGAAGGUGACCAAAGUGUGUGAGCGUCAGAGUGCCUCUCUGGGAGCCAACUCAGGAAAAAACCUUGGUUCCUCCCUUGCACUGUCCGCAGCUUUAAAGCUCCCUCCAUCCUGUCUGGACUCUCUGUAGACGAUUUUCAAGCAUCUGUGAACAGAAAACUUUAGUUUUCAGAUAAUUGGAUGUCGCUGAGAUUAAUUUCGCAGCAUACCUUUAAUUUAUGGAUCACAAGCAUAGCUACGAGAGAGGUUUACUGCAGUGCAGUUUGUUCAGUCCAGGUCCUCAGAAACCACCACCUCCUUAUUUUUAUUUUGUUAUACGUUUCCCUCGGAAACCCGGACUGAAGAGCACAGCUGUAGUGUGCUGCAUGGGAUGUUUUGUUGAUGUAAAUCAGAGUUACAAAUGUUCAAAGCCAAUAUGCACAUAUAUCUUUUGCAAGUCUGUUGUAAUAUUUCCUGUUUCCCUUUUAACCCCGUUUAUGAUUAAUCAAGGUUUAAAAAAAAAAACAAAAAAAACAUGUACUUAUAUAUUCUUAAGACGCUUUGUACAGAAGUGGAAUUGCUUAACUUGCACGAGCUCUGUGCUGUCAGUGAGAGGGUGAUAUGAGGGCGUAUGCAGAGUGAUAACUUGAUGUGUUUAGACUGAGAGAAGGAUGUUGUCGAGGUGACAGAGACAAAGCCGAAGGCAUGAAACCAGGCACUCAGAUUUCCUGCUGUGGGGAUCUCUGUGUCACUGAAACUCUUACCGUCCUCACCUUACUCUGGACGGACCCCCAGGUAUCAUCCGCUGGUUUGUGAAGUGACUUGAAUUAGUCAUUUUGCCACUUUUUAUGGCAAUUGCACAUCAGCUUCAUGCUUGACAGCGGAUGACUACCAUAUCCUUUUUUUCUACAGUCUAUUCUCUGAAGGGAUAUUUAGUUUUUUAAUGUUAGAGGUUCCAGCUUUUGGCCGUAUCGCUGUUUAGUUAACAGCACUGGUUUCUUUGGCCCAGCAGAUCCCUGCAGAGGAUGACGAUCAAUGAACUAUCCGACUCGACAGCAGGCGAUCUUGGCAGCAACUGGCCGAUCCUUAGCAUGUCUCCUCUAAACACCCGACAACAGCGCCGAUAACUCAAGCAGAACAAAAUUAAUUUAAUCCCUUUUCUUACACAGCAAAGAGA